Molecule: messenger RNA, 2043 nt
Organism: Phialemonium atrogriseum
Lineage: Eukaryota; Fungi; Ascomycota; Sordariomycetes; Cephalothecales; Cephalothecaceae
Product: kinase-like domain-containing protein
Exons: 4
Coding region: 1-2043 (680 amino acids)
Biological process (GO): protein phosphorylation; meiotic recombination checkpoint signaling
Cellular component (GO): cytoplasm; nucleus
Molecular function (GO): protein serine/threonine kinase activity; protein binding; ATP binding
Source: RefSeq, a predicted model, not a curated record
AUGUUUGGAAAGUUGACCCGUUACCUCCAGGGCUCGCCUGAAGCCGUAGAGUCAUUCAAGAAACCACGCCGUUCAGAGCGGCUCUCUCACAAAUCCGACUCCGUCGAACCGCACAAGACCCCGAUUUCGAAUAAGCACCAGCUGCCCUCACCCCUGACGGCUUUAACUACCGACGAGUCGAGUGGGCUGUUCAAGGAAGCUACUGCGACACCGCCGGAAGGCCGGCCGAGCCAAGUUCCUCAUCGGACCAUUGAAGACACCUUCUCUCAGGCCCAGGUGCUCUCGUCCCCGCCUCAAGACACACAGGCAUUCCCAAGCCAGUACGUCGAUCCGAAUGCCGCGCUGUCGGAGGAGGUAGAGGAUGAGGUUAAAGAAGGGGUAUGGGGUUACCUCUUCCCUCUCGAUACUCGGUACGGCGGCCGUUGCCUGGUGAUGAAGAAAAGGGGCUCCUGCCCCCUCACCCGCCCAUCCGCAGGUGCAGACUCGUGCGAGCCAAAGAAAAAGGGGAAGAAGUCUGCUGCACAGGACGAGGAUACCAAGGUCAACGGUCAGGCCGGUGGCUAUUUGAUAGGACGGCACCCCGAGUGUGACAUCGUUGUCGAUGACCCCAUAGUCUCCAACCGGCAUUGCCUGUUCUUCACUGAGAAUAAAGGGAAAGACACAGUAGCUAUCGUCGAGGAUCUGUCAAGCAACGGGACCUUUGUCAACGAAGCAAUGGUUGGUCGGAACCAGCGGAGAGAGCUCCAAGAACAGGACGAGAUCGCCGUUUUGGAUAAGGCUCGCUUUAUUUUCAGAUACCCAAAGAGCCGCUCAACAAGUGCUUUCUUACAACAAUACACCCCUCUUGAGAAACUCGGCAAGGGUCACUUCGCCGAGGUUUACCUCUGUGUCGAGAAGUCUACCGGCCAACGCUACGCCGUCAAGAUCUUCACCAAGACGCCGGGAAUGGAGGAAAGAUCCAAGAACGAGGGACUCCAACAAGAGAUUGCCGUUCUUAUGGGCGUCAGCCACCCGAACGUUCUUUGCCUCAAGGAUACGUUCAACGAACCCGACGCGGUCUACGUUGUCUUAGAGCUCGCACCCGAAGGCGAGCUAUUCAACCAUAUCGUAAUGAAGCAGAAGCUCUCCGAGGCCGAGGCCAGAAAGCUCUUCCUACAGCUCUUUCACGGCAUCAAAUACCUGCAUGAUCGUAACAUCGUCCAUCGAGAUAUCAAGCCAGAGAACAUCCUGCUCGUGGAUAAAGAGGCCAACGUCAAACUUGCCGACUUCGGCCUGGCGAAGAUCAUUGGAGAGGAAUCAUUUACCACCACACUCUGCGGAACGCCCAGCUACGUCGCGCCGGAGAUCUUGGCGGAUAGUAAACACCGCAAGUACACCAAAGCCGUCGAUGUCUGGUCUCUCGGAGUGGUGCUGUAUAUCUGCCUGUGUGGCUUCCCGCCUUUCUCGGACGAGCUCUACUCCAAGGAGUUCCCGUACACAUUAUCACAACAGAUCAAGAGCGGACGCUUUGACUACCCAUCUCCAUACUGGGAUUCCGUGGGAGAUCCAGCCCUUGAUCUCAUCGACUCCAUGCUCGUGGUCGACCCGGACAAGCGGUUCACCGUCGACCAGUGCCUCAGCCACCCGUGGAUAACGGCAAACAUGCCAAACCCCAACGACAGCACAAACGGCCUCGUGAGCGGCCUCGCAGGGCUGGAGGUCAACCGGCGCGGGAUUGCGCGGGAGCGGACGCUCCUCGCGUCCAUCAACACGGUGCAGGUGACGAACCGCGUGCCCAUGGGCGAGAACAAGCCCGACCUCAAGAUCUAUUCCAAGAACCCCAACCCGUCGAGCAACAAGCCGCCGCAGCCCCCCGCCGGACCCAGAAAGGAGCCCGAUCCGGCCGACCGGAGGGACGCCCGCGAGUUCGUCGAGAUGGGCGGCAAGGGGGACCAGGAGCUGUUCGGCUACGACGGCGGCAGCCGCUACUCCAAGAACGACAUUGGCUCCACGGCGGUGACCAAGGGGAAGGGGAAGGGCAAGGGGAAGGCGAAGGGGCGGUGA